AACUAGUUUCACGUCAUGCUAAACAGCGAUCGGCUGAGAGGACAGAGGCAACUGGGGUCAAAGUUGAACAAAUCUGAACUUGCAGCACAUCCCUGCUCCACGAUGCGUAAUGUGGACGUGUGUGCACAGCCUGUGCAGCGCAUCACCUGCACAAUAAUGGCGAGACACGCCCGAAAGCGGUUUUCUGCAAUAAUGUGAACACGCCAUAAUAUAGUUUGACUGCUGCAUGACGUUAGUUUCUGGUGACAGGAGGCAGUUUGUAGUUGUUGUUUUUUUUUAUUGUUUGUUUGUUGUCAGUGCUGCUGUUUUUGUCGGUGUCGGCCUUUGUGGAGGAGCUGGACGAUUCCUUCAUGGAGAGCAGAGCAGCGGACGACAUCUGGAUCAUUAAAUUUUAUGCCCCCUGGUGCUCCCUGUGCAAACAACUGGAUCCGGUUUGGCGUCAGAUUGGAUCAGAACUGAAGAGUCUUGGUUCUCCAGUCAGUGUUGGCAAAUCAGAUGCCACUGCCAGCACCGGUUUGGCCAAAGAAUUCAGGGUCAGAGGUUAUCCCGCCAUUCUCAUGUUGAAGAAAGGUGUGAAAUACAAUUAUUCAGGCCCAAGAACCAAAGAUGGGAUCAUGGACUUUGUUAAUCGAGUUGCAGGGCCACUGGUACGACAUCUGAGCAGUGUGCAGCUUUUCCAACAUGCCAUGAGCCGCCAUGAUGUCAUGUUGGUUUAUGUUGGAGCCACAUCACAGCUAAAGGGAAACUACACGUCUGUGGCUGAGGAGCUGAUUGUCCACACCUAUUUCUUCUCUGCUACCAGAGACGUCCUACCAAAGGCCGUCUCUCUGCCCUCUCUGCCAGCUGUGCUGGUUUUCAAAGAUGGGACCUACUUUACCUACAAUGAGGAACGGGAUGGAGACCUGAAGUUGUGGAUCAACAGAGAACGCUUCCCAAACUACUUCAGGAUUGACAGCUACACUCUGUACGCCAUGGGAGAGUCAGGGAAACUAGUGGUGUUGGCCCUCGUGGACAAGAACACGUGUAAAGAAGGUCUGAGGUAUAAGAGUCUGGUGGAGAAAGUGGCAGCAGACUACAGAGAGAUCUACAGAAACUUCUACUUUGGUUUCAUGGAGGAGCAUGACUACAUCAGCGGACUGGUGAUGGGUGAGGUGAUUGUGCCAUCGCUCAUCGUGGUCAAUCUGUCCAUUGAUGGCUACUUCCUGCCACAGGGUGAUGUGGAGACAGAGCGCCACCUAUUGGAUUUCCUGAAAGGGGUGUUGGAUGGCAGCAUCCAGUGUUUGGGAGGAAAUGGCAUCAUCCAGCGCAUAAAACGCUUUGUUUAUGAUACAAAGGCCACACUGACCCUGGUGUCCAGCCAGGCUCCGCUGCUCGGCUGCUUCUUGGUCAGCUUCCCGCUCGCCAUCUUUGCCAUCUUGUGUUACCUCUGCUGUAAGGCUCGGCCCACCAUGAGCAAUGACGACGAUGAUGAUGGUGUUGCACUGUUGGCACCAUCCCUGCACCACCGCAACAAACCGCCCCAGAAGAAGUACGACUGAAGAUGAGGAUCAGCACUACAGGACCUUCAGUUGAAAAUGAUCAAGACUUGACUAUCUACCACAAUAUGACAUGGUCUAGACAAAGCUCCAGUCAAACAAUGGCAAACAGUCUGAAAAGCAUGAUAAAAAAUCUUACAUUUUUGUUUUCCUGUUUUUUAGGCAAAAACUGAAAGAGCAAUUUUCUAUCAAUAUAUUUGCUCCCUUAUUUGGUAUGAUCCCAGGAUGGUGCACUCAAUCACUCCACCUUGAUUCUUGGCUCGAUUUGAACUUUAUUUAUUUUACUUCUUAGUUUUCAUUGUCAUAUGUUUUCCUUCUUGUCUAUAAACUA
Messenger RNA from Monopterus albus (swamp eel), 1866 nucleotides. RefSeq names its product protein disulfide-isomerase TMX3-like. Gene Ontology annotation, cellular component: cell surface; endoplasmic reticulum. The transcript is spliced from 15 exons. The record is from RefSeq and is a predicted model, not a curated record. Bases 351 to 1538 code for a protein of 395 amino acids. NCBI's taxonomy places the organism in Eukaryota, Metazoa, Chordata, Actinopteri, Synbranchiformes, Synbranchidae.